CUUACGUCCCAUCAUUCCCGUUUCCUUGUGCCGACGAUAAUCUAUUCGUCCGGCGAAGCUAUUCCCCUUUCUCUUCAAAUCUUUUAGCGAGCAGCUCUCAUCGCCAUGCCUCUCUGAAUCUUGUCUCUCUCCGUCGUGAUCGAGCUUGCCUUCUCUAUUUUCUCCGAUGAAAUGUGAUUUCUGAUCUCCGUUCAUUUCAAAUCGACGGCGAUCGCUGUAUUUAUUGGUCGGAUUAGUGUGAAUUUAUUAGGGCCGUGUGGAUAGCUUUGAUCAAUGUGUAAGCGCUUGACGAAAUAGUUGGUCUUCGUGUUGAAAUCUCAGAAGUUUGUUUGCUUUUGUUUGACUUUUGAGAUUGAUGCUGGAUCUCAAUCUCGACGUCGACUCGGCUGAGUCUACUCAGAACGGACGAGAUUCAGCUGCUGUGAAGCGGGUUUCUGGUGCUAUUUUGAAUCAGAUGGAUGAAUCGGUGACGUCGAACUCUUCGGUAGUCAAUGCCGAGGCGUCCAGCUGCAUCGAUGGUGAGGAGGAGCUGUGCUCCACACGCGCCGUCAAGUUUCAAUUUGAAAUACUGAAGGGAGGAGGCGGUAAAGGGGAAGAAGAAGAAGAAGAAGAAGUAGAAGAAAGAAGUGCGGUGAUGACCAAGGAGUUUUUCCCUGUUGCUAAAGGCGAUGGAGAAGGCAUGUAUUUUCUGGAUUCGAGCGCACAAAGUUCCAGGUGCCCCGUUGAUAUCUCCUUCCAGAGGGGGAACCUAGGCGGAGACUUUCCCGGCGGCGAUUCUGCGCCGGUGAUGCAGCCACCUUCGCAGCCGGUGAAGAAAAGCAGGAGAGGACCUAGGUCAAAGAGUUCGCAGUAUAGAGGCGUCACUUUCUACCGGAGGACAGGCAGAUGGGAAUCGCAUAUCUGGGAUUGCGGUAAACAAGUUUAUUUAGGUGGAUUUGACACUGCCCAUGCUGCAGCUAGGGCGUAUGAUCGAGCUGCUGUCAAGUUCAGGGGUCUGGAGGCUGACAUCAAUUUCAUUAUCAGCGAUUAUGAAGAGGAUCUCAAGCAGAUGGCAAACCUUUCCAAAGAGGAAGUUGUGCAAGUACUUCGGCGACAGAGCUCUGGUUUCUCAAGGAAUAAUUCGAGAUAUCAAGGAGUUGCUUUGCAAAAGAUUGGUAAUUGGGGAGCUCAAAUGGAACAGUUUCAUGGAAAUAUGGCUUGUGACAAGGCAGCCAUAAAAUGGAAUGGAAGGGAAGCUGCUUCCUUAAUUGAGCCUCAUGCAUCCCGGAUGACUCCCGAGGCAGCUAAUGUUAAGCUCGACCUCAACUUGGGAAUCUCUCUUUCACUGGGAGAUGGUCCAAAGCAAAAAGAUAGGGGUCUCCGGCUUCACCAUGCCCCUAACAGUAUCGUAUGUGGAAGGAACUCCAAGAUGGAGAACCACAUGGCUGCAACGACAUGUGAUACGUCUUUCAAUUUCUUGAAGAGAGGUUCUGAGCAUCUUAUUAACCGGCAUGUCCUUCCUUCUGCGUUCUUUUCACCCAUGGAAAGAACACCAGAGAAAGGUUUUAUGCCACGUUCUCAUCAAAGCUUCCCAGCCAGGACAUGGCAAGUGCAAGAUCAGUCUAGUAGUGGAACCGCCACAACAGCUACGGCAUCGCCUCUGUUCUCAAAUGCAGCAUCAUCAGGAUUCUCACUAUCAGCUACACGCCCGCCUUCUUCAUCCACUGCUACGCUUCAUCCUUCUCAUCCCUUCCUCAAUCUGAAUAUGCCCGGUCUAUAUGUCAUCCACCCAUCUGAUUACGCAUCUCAACAACACCAUCCCCAUCUCAUGAACCGCUCACAACCACCACCAUAGGCAUACCUGCUUCAUCCGCCAAAUUCAAGGUUCUAAACAGCCUUGGAGUUGGAAUAACUUGAACCCGACCGAGGAAGGCCACUAUGAUGAUUUCUCCCAAAACUAUUGCGCUAUAUUUGCCAUUGUUUGGUUUCCCUUCUUCUUUUGAUUUGUAACAUAAAGUGAGGGCUAAGAACAAAACAGAAACCCAAACCCAUUUGUAUUUUUACUACAUUGUCUCCGAAAUUAAUCGGACCGGAAGGACGACCUUGUUCAAACAAUGUUAAGUACAAUGCAAUCUAUUUGUAUGAAGA
This is a messenger RNA of Eutrema salsugineum, 2127 nucleotides long. Its product is annotated as AP2-like ethylene-responsive transcription factor TOE2. Gene Ontology annotation, biological process: regulation of DNA-templated transcription. Bases 356 to 1834 code for a protein of 492 amino acids. The record is from RefSeq and is a predicted model, not a curated record. The transcript has 11 exons. NCBI's taxonomy places the organism in Eukaryota, Viridiplantae, Streptophyta, Magnoliopsida, Brassicales, Brassicaceae. Gene Ontology annotation, molecular function: DNA-binding transcription factor activity; DNA binding.